This is a messenger RNA of Salvelinus fontinalis (brook trout), 10912 nucleotides long. It is a transcript of the gene tdrd12, whose product is annotated as tudor domain containing 12. The transcript is spliced from 35 exons. The record is from RefSeq and is a predicted model, not a curated record. Gene Ontology annotation, biological process: germ-line stem cell division; transposable element silencing. Bases 94 to 4686 code for a protein of 1530 amino acids. NCBI's taxonomy places the organism in Eukaryota, Metazoa, Chordata, Actinopteri, Salmoniformes, Salmonidae. Gene Ontology annotation, molecular function: metal ion binding.
UGCGGUCGUGAUGAUGCGCAGUCUCUACAAAUACACGCUCGCGCUCGGAAUCAGUUGAAACAGGUUACCAAACUGUCAGUGACGGUUGAAAUCAUGCUUGAAAUAAAUUUGUUGAAAGUGGAGAACCCGUCCUGUCUGUGGGGUCGGUUUGUGAAGGGUCCAGGGAUAGAAGCGGCCGAGAAUAAAAAAGAAUAUGAUGAUCUGCAAAUGAAAAUGAACCUUUUCUAUCAUGAGGUCAACCUAGAUGUGCAGAAGAUCAAACCCUCAACUAUAGAGUCGGGACAGGUGUGUGUGGUGUACUGGUCUACCCUAAGGAGCUGGUGCCGAGCCAUCGUUGAGUCUCUUUUCCUGGGCACCGUUGGAACCCAGGCCAUGUGUUUCCUAGUUGACCACGGAGAGCGCGUCAUCGUCAGCUCAGAUGAGAUUCGGGCUCUGUUAGAUACGUUUUUGCAGCUGCCCUUCUGGGUGAGGAAGUUUCAGCUCGCUGGUGUUCAUCCCAUGACGCUGCACGUGUCUGGAGACUGCCUGGAGAAAGCUGAGCUCAUACCAUCAACGCAAUGGGACAGCUCUGCCACACGCUAUUUGCACAAUCUCUUACAAGCUUCUACCGAGAUGGAGGCAGUGUUGUGUGAAACACAGGCAGAUUGCACUGCCAUUGAGCUCUACUUGACUGUCAAAAAUGUCAAGAUCUGUGUGAACGACGAUCUGGUCUCAAAGAAGUUUGCGUACUUCACAAGCCAGAAGGCCCAUCAAACAAGUGGGAAAAAUGGUGUUGUUGAUAGAUCCCCAGCCGUCUUGGCAUGUGACAUCUUUUCUGAAACUCAGAACUUCCUGGCUACUGACGGCUGCACCGUACGAUCACUUUCAGAUUUCCUGCUCCGGCAGCAGGACCCAAUCGUUCAUAAUCAAGUGGCUGAUCAGUGCCAGCUAACGACAUCUGUGAAAGACGCAUCGAAGGCUUCCAAUGAGGUAUCAAAUCCAAAGAAAAGCCUAGAAAAUGGAAGAAAUCCCUUAGAGGGAGGAAAAAAGAAGGCAGCCCAGCCGCAGAACAAGAAAUUCAAGACGUUUUCAGAGAUUGAUGGCGAUGAAGACGAGAGCGACGAGGAGCCCGGAGAGGACACCGACACAUCUCUUGUGUCAGAACUGUUAAAAAAUCUGGAUCUGUUAAGAUUCAAGAAGUUUCUGAAUCCUGCUUCGAGCACUCAAAGGGCUGCUAUUCCCAAAACUGCGCUUAUUGAACAGAAGGAGGAACAUGGUGUUCAGAGGAUCUCUGCGCUCACGGAGAAAGCAGAGAAAGAGCCAGUCACUGCACCUCAACAGAUCGGACAACAGACUGAAACGGCUGUAUGUACUCCUAGUGACCUAGUAGACCGGACACAAGAGUUUGUCUUCACAGAGCAGCCAACCAUUGAGGAGGAGCUCGUCUGCGCUCGGUUGUUGCAGUUGCUAAAUCCUGACCCUCUGAACCCAGAUGUAUACUCAUCAGAAGUCACUAUCGUCCAUACUGAUCCAAGCAGGAGUGGGAUAAUGGUGCAUUCUGCCUUUACUCUGGACCCCUGCACCAGUCUGGCCAAUGCUCCAAUCACUGACACCUUCCGGAGGAUCUUGAUGAGGAAGAAGUAUGCCGGCCCGUCUGUGUCUGAGAGUUACUGCUGGCCGGCGGUGGCCAGGGGCUGUGACACGGUCCUCAUCUCCCACAGCGGAGACCAGCCCCUCACCUACAUCCCCCCGUUCCUGGCCCACAUGCAGCUCUCCUCCGUCUUCAGUGCCCUCUCUUCUCGCACCGGGCCCAUAGCUGUGAUCCUGUGCCCGGGGUGGGAGAAAGCCCAGACUGUGAUUGACCUGCUGGAGGAGAGCCAGACCGUCCAGGUCCUCCACCCCAUGGUCAUACUGUUGGGACUGGGAAAGGAUGAGGCAAAGACCGUUAAGAUCCAGAACAACUGCCAGGUGGUGGUGACCACUCCGUUCAGCCUUGUGCGUCUGCUGCGUUUGCACUGUUUCCUGUUCCUGCGGCUGUGUCACCUGGCGCUGGACGAAGUGGACCUGCUCUUUUCUAGAGCCCCGGACGAGAUGACCACUAUCCUGCAGCACUUCCAGAGGGUGACGGCCAGUGAGGAGCGUGUGUCGUGCCCCAGACAGAUCAUCGCAGUGGGAAAGCACUGGAGCCGCCACCUGGAGGGCCUGCUCCACAACCACAUGAACAACCCCACCGUUGUCGUCACGGUGAUGGAGGAGGCCGCACUCUACGGCAAUGUGCACCAGAUUAUCCUGUUGUGUCUGGACUGCACUAAGAUCUCUGUCCUGCUCGGGGCGCUGGACUUCACCCCCGACGUGGCCCAGAAGACCCUCGUCAUCACCAACUCUGCUGAGGAGGCCGAGCAUGUCUUCAAGGCUGUUUCAAACACAUCAGCGUUCUCCCUGAAGGCCCACGAGGAGUUAACCUACCAGUUUGACUUUGUGACUGAGCAGUGGAAGAAGCCCAUUGGACCUGGCACUCAUGUCAUUCUGGUCACCACCAAUGAGUGUAUGAAGUCUUUGGGUAUCUGUGAUGCUACGUGUGUUGUGCACUACGGCUUCCCAAGCUCACCUAAGCUGUUUGGCAGCCGUCUGUUUUGCAUGUCCCAGAACUUCCAGAACCUUUCAGACAAGGAGCGUGCUGCAGAGAGCACGGCCCACCCUGCCAAGUCAGUGCUGCUGCUAUCUGAGAGGAAUGCCCGUCACGUAAUCGGGGUCCUGCGCUACCUAAAGCGUACUGAUGCCUCGCUCCCUCCAGAGCUGCUGCAAUUCGCCCAGGGAGUCCUGCGUGCCAAGGAGGAACAGAAGUCUGAUAGGCCUCUGUGCAGAUACCUCAAGAGCUUUGGCUUCUGUAGGGACAGCAGUGUUUGUUCUUAUCGACACAGCAUCAGCCCCAUAACAGACCAGCCACUGCAACCAGACUCUGGAACUAUUGUGGUUCUGCCCUUGUUCAUCAAGACUGCUUCCGUCUACUACGGACGCAUUGUGAGUAAGAAGGAGGACCGUUAUGAGAGCCUGGCAGCAGCAAUGACUACAUACUACUCCGCUGAGAAGCUGGGUGCUAAGGAGGUUCUGGAGGGAGGGCUGUACGGAGUACAAGAGGAUGAGGUCUACCACAGGGUGCGGGUGACUUCGGUGCCGGACAAGGGUGAGUGGAUGUUCUGCAGCGUGAGGGCUCUGUUCCUGGAUGAGGGGCGUGAGCAGGAGGUGAAGUCCCACCAGCUGCUGCAGCUGCCGGCCCAGUUCCACAUACUGCCGCCCCAGGCUUUGGAAAUCAUCGUCUGCAGGGCCAUGCCCAUCGACGCUGAGGUCAAAUGGAACCCCAAGGUCACCAGGGCCAUCAGUCAGAAGAUCAAAGGCCUGCAGCACCAAGCCAAGGUUGUUCUGUGUUUGGGAAACACGGUCUUCGUCGAUCCCAUGGUGCGGAUGACCCGACUACCAGGCCUGAAGACCUUAAUAAAUGAAUGCAACGUCCACGCUGAGAUCCUUAGCACGGGGAUGGGCACCAGCAACCCUCAGCACCUGGACCUGCUGAAGGAGCUCUGCCACGGGGCUGGGCCAGGAGCCAGUGCUGGGGAUGCCCUGCUCACCACGGUGCCGGAUGGCUCUGGGGUGACCUUGGAGGAGAAGGUGCAGGCUGCAGAGGAGGCCCUGGUCCACAGGAUGAGGGCAGCUGUCGAGCGCUUACACUGUGGCCAGGAGGUUUCUGUAGACCCACCCCAGACCCAAACGUCUGUGCUUCAUGCCCAGACAGACUUGUCCCAGUGCCAUAUGAAGGCCUCAGCAGAUCUGCACCAGAUGGACCAGAAGGUCUUUGCUCAUGCACCCCAGCCUUGGAUGAACGAUGUCUUUGUAUACCCGACCCAGCUCUCGCCCAAGCCACAGGAGGCCCCAUUAGCAGCAGUUCCUGAUCCGAGCGAGGCUCAACUACCAACACUCAUGGACAGGGUCCAGAUAACUUCCCCUCUCCCAACACCUAGCGAAGCCCAGAUAUCUGCCCCACUCCCAACAAUUAGCGAGCCACAGUUACCUGCCCCAACAACUGCGCACAACGACCCCAAAAUGGAGCAGUGGAGGAGCCUCAUAGCUAACCUCCAAGGUGCCACUCAAACACGGAGGCAUACAGCUCUACAAGGAUUCACCCCCAAAGACUGGAUUUCUGCAGUUCCCCGCCCCAUUGAAAAUGGUCAUUUGAUUGAUGAGAAGCAAGUCAACGGCCAGCAAGUCAUCAACGGUGAGAAAGUCAUCAGUGUUGAUGUGGAUGCACCAAAAAGUUUCCAUCCACAGAUCAAGUGGUUCCAGAGAGAUGACACAGUCACACUGAACAUAAAGCUCAGAGAACCAGUGGAUCAGAGAUGUGAAUUCUUCCCUGACAGAGUGGUGUACAGUGCGUGUGUGAAUGACAGGCCUUAUCGUGCUCACCUGGAGCUCCACAGUAACAUCACUGCAGAGAGGUGCUCCUGGGAGAUGAAGUGCAAUGAGCCAGUCAUCAGGCUCGUCAAACAGGAGAGGGGAGACUGGAAGAUGCUCCUCAAGCAAAAGAGUGCUUUUGUUAGUUUGGAUUUCGACCGAUUUGAGGAAGAUGAAAAGAAGACUUCAAAUGGUCUCUGCUUUGUGGGGCACACUGGGGAGGAAGGCUGCUACGUGAGCUCAGACAGUAGCAGUGACUGACUGCAGACAGACGGCCCUCAUCGAUCCUCCCUCUAAUCAUCAACUGAGAAGAACCUAGUGCCAAUCCCCCAAAAAUACAUACAUUCAGCCAGUUAGUUAUUAUACACUUUUCGUUCAUGUCUGCUUGAAGGACGCAUCUCUUUGGCUGUUUUAGCACAUUUCAUAUGACAAUUCCAUAUUUUCAGGUUUAUUGUUUAACGAUUUUUUGAUGUUAUGCGAUCAGACUCAACACAAGUGAAUUGAGAAUAAUGAUGGCGUAUUCAAAUCUGUUACGACAUUGGUACAUCAAAGUACUUACUACUAAGGAAUUGCCAAACUAGCAGAUACCCAUAGACGUCCAGUCAUUGUGUUAAUGCUAUUUAGAACUGGCUUGCGAACACCCUUUAACUUCUUUCAUACUGAACCAGUCCUUGUUUUCAAGCACGUGUCUACUUGACAGAAAUGUCAGAAACGGAUUAAAGCUACAUUCUGGGAUUUGAAAAACUGCUGCCCUGUCACUUGUUUCGGCAUACAGCUGAGGGAUGGGGCUAGUAAAAUGUAACCCCUUAAAUUCAUAGACUGCGUGCAAGGACUAACAGUAUAUAUGCCAUUUACCAGACGCUUUUAUCCACAGCGACGUAGUCAUGUGUGCUUCGUACAUCAUUCUUUUACGUACGAGUGGUCCUAGGAAUUGAACCAACUAUCCUGGUGUUGCAAGAGACAUGCUCUAACAACUGAGAGGACCAGUCCAUGACAUCCAAGCUAUACAUUGUUUGUUUACAUUAUUGUCAUUUGUAAACAAUAGUGUAAUAAAACCAAAAUAUUUUGCAUUAUGAUAAAGACCGACGGUUGUGCUUUACUCAUGAGGCAUUUAAAGCUCCAUUAUGUAACUUUGUAUUUUUUUUCCAAUAAUCUUAAUGACCAUUAAUCAACUUUCAGUCUAUCGUUCUUUCAGACUACAUGCAUUUUUGCUGUGAUUUUUCAAUUAAAGUGGAAUGGUUUUGGAAUAGUUGCUUUGUAAACUAAUAUCAAUGAUUUUACUUUCAAUACAUGGACCAAUUCGGUAUGACCCAAGUUCCGCUAGAAGAACCAAAAGAUUUACUUUGGCCUUAAUAAAGCAUUCAAAAUAAAAGUUAACAAAACAACAGCUACUCUAUCAGUAGUCUUCUAUGGUAGAAAUGAACCUUUCAGCAGUACAAUGAAGUUCAAAGCUAUAUAUAAAAACACCCUUACGAAGUGUGGAGUGGGUUGUGUAGUUAAACAUGUAAACACUUGGAAUUUCUCUAAAUUAAAUGGUUAGUUUAUCUAAUCAAGCUAGCUGUAGCAAUAGUAAACAAUGGAUUAUCGUGGAUGCUGUCACUACAGAGAGGUAUAGAACGAUUGAAGUUAUAUUCUACUCAAGGUUUUCUAAAGCUAGCCAGGUUCAGUUAGCCUCACAUUCCGGAUCCGGCUUAAUCCGUACUGACUAGAUAUUGCUCGUCUGCCUGCCGCUAACUCCUGUGCAUGCCGCAUAUGGCUACUCAAACUCUUAAUUGAGACAAUGCUGAAAUAUCAGUCCAUGGGCGAGUCGGUGCCACAUUUUAAAUUUGUGCCGAUUUCAAAAUGAAAAAGUUAUCUGUCAAAUUUAGCAGGCUGUGGUGUGAAAUAAGCUUGUAGAAGUGCCGUCUUUAUUGUAUUACUUAUUGGUAAUGCCAUCUUUGGUGUGUUUAUUAAUGCAUCAACAUCUUUACUAGCGAUAAAAUAUUUGUUUUAAGUCAUACACAAGUUAUACUGUGAGUUACGUUUCAAAUGUGAUAGGUAUUUGAACAUCAUUUUUUAACACAAAAACAUUACAUUUUAAUAGAAUAUUUAAUCAGCCUUCUUCAAAUGAAGGAGAUUAGGACUCAAUCUUUGCAAGUGGGAGGGAAUCUGUUUUUAUUGUUCCUCAACUCACAGCUCAGACAAUUCAGUAUAAAAAUGUAGCCCUGAGUUAGCCUGCCUGGGAGCAGGUUAGUUCUGAAGGAUUCGUUGCCAUAGAAAUUUACCUGGCUAAAAGGUCACUUUUGUCGUACCGGUUAUCCCGAGUUGAACUCUGAGUUGGUCCAAGUUACCUCACCUCACUAACUCGUGCAACCAUGUACAUAGUAUAGGGCUCUGGCCUACAUAAACAACUCAAAGGCUGCGUUUACAUCCCAAUUCUGAUCUUUUGCCACAUGAGUUUUUUGACCGAUCAGAUCUUUUGCCAAUACAGUGCAUUCGGUAAGUUUUCCGAUCCCUUGACUUUUUCCACAUUUUAUUACAUUACAGCCUUAUUCUAAAAUUGAUUAGACAUUUUUUUCCCUCAUCAUUCUACACACAAUACCCCAUAAUGACAAAGCAAAAACAGGUUUUUAGAAAUGUUUGCAAAUUUAUACAAUUGAUUUGACAUUUAUGUAAGUAUUCAGACUCAGUACUUUUGAAACACCUUUGGCAGCAAUUACAGCCUCAAGCCUUCUUGAGUAUGACGCUACAAGCUUGGCACACUUGGGGAUAUUUGGGGAGUUUCUCCCAUUUUGUUAUCUGCAAAUCAUCUCAAGCUCUGUCAGAUUGGAUGGGGAGAGUCGCUGCACAGCUAUUUUCAGAUCUCUCCAGAGAUGUUCGAUCGGGUUCAAGUCCGGGCUCUGGCUGGGCCACACAAGGACAUUCAGACUUGUCCCGAAGCCACUCCUGCAUUGUCUUGGCUGUGUGCUUAGGGUCAUUGUCCUGUUGGAAGGUGAACCUUAGCACCAGUCUGAAGUCCUCAGUGCUCUGGAGCAGGUUUUCAUCAAGAAUCUCUCUGUACUUUGCUCCAUUCCUCUUUCCCUCGAUCCUGACUAGUCUCCCCUUCCCUGCCGCUGAAAAACAUCCCCACAGUAUGAUGGUGCCACCACCAUGCUUCACCGUAGGGAUGGUGCCAGGUUUCCUCCAGACGUGACGCUUGGCAUUCAGGCCAAAGAGUUAAAUCUUGGUUUCAUCAGACCAGAGAAUCUUGUUUCUCAUGGUCAGAGAUCUUUAGAUGCCUUUUGGUAAACUCCAAGCGAGCUAUCAUGUGCCUUUUUAACUGAGUGACUGAAGAAAAAAUGUAUGUACCUUUUUUUAAUCCAUUUUAGAAUAAGGCUGUAACGUAACAAAAUGUGGAAAAAGUCCAGGGAGCUGAAUACUUUCUGAAUGCACUGUAAUAGUGCACUGUAAUUGUGCACAAAACUAAAUUGGGCUGCCUGUAUAAACGCAGCCAUUGUAGAUUAAUUUCACCCAAGCAUGUAGAUUAAAUGUAGAUUUAAAUGGUCAAUCUGCAGUUGAUACAUCCAUUUUUGGACUUAAAUAUGUACCCAUUGAUUCUUGAAGAAUAUAACUUAUAAAUCCCUUAUGAGCUUAGUUCAAUUGUUGUACCCCAUCAGAACCCAAAAUAUAAGCUUGUUGUCCUCCAAUGUUUGUUCACAAAGUAAAUGUAAACAUUUAUAUAGCCUCAACAUGGUUAAACUAUAAUUUUUAUAUCAUGACUGGUCAGUCCUUGCAUCAAUAGCUCUAUGAAUUUGAGUGGUUACAUUUUUCCAGCCCCAUUCCUCAGCUUUUUACCGAAAUGGGUGAGGAGUACAUUUUGUUUCAACUGCUGAUAGCAGCUUUAAAAUAUGGUUCUGUUAGUGUUUUUGCCAUAGUCUGGUUCCUCUCAAGGUUUCUUCCAUCUGGGCAUUUUUCCUUGCCUCUGGGCUUCUGCUUGUUCUUUGGAGGGUUAGGCUGUGUCACUGUGAAGCACUUGCUGUUGUAAAAAGUGCUUUCAUUUUAGCAUUUGUGGCACAAAUCCCCUGCAAGUCAUGGUACCUAAAUUAGCAUUUUUAGUGCAUCAGGUCCAAAUCAUCUAUAAGUAAAUUAGUUGAGCUACACAAUCAUUGUUUGAUAAUUUAGGAUAAUUUGGACAUAAUGUGCCAAAAAAAAUGCUAAUAUAAAUAUUAUGACUUGAAAGGGAUUUGUGCUACAAAUGCAAAAAUAUUACCAUUUGAAAACGGUGCCAAGGAAACUAAAUCUUGGAUUGUUGUCAUACCUUGUCCAUAGACCGCUUACAGGGAAAGAAACAAAUGUUAUUUUCUAAUUUGGGACUUGCGACGGAUUUCCUUCAUAUGGAUUCUUUUUUUUGUUGGUCAAACUCCGUUUCACCUGUUACAGUCUAAGCCCUGUGUAAGGGGGGGUUCUGCUAAAAUAUAUGGAAUUAUUUACAGAAUGUCAUAGGAUCAUUUGGCAAUUUGAGUUAGAAUUUUAAGAGCCCUUGAAGUAUCAAAAAAUAUAUAUGAAAAAUGAAAAAAUGAAAAAUAAAAAUGAUUUAUUUGGCUUUACUGCUAUUAGCCCAUAUAAACGCAUUGAAUAACAGAUUUACUACAUGGAACAACAGAUAUCCCUCCCAAAAAAUCUAAAGGAAGUUUGUUCUGAAGUGUCUGUCCUAUAUCUGAGAGCUACAGUAUAAGAAAGAUCAGGAAACAUUUUUAUUUGUACAUGUAUUUAACCCCUUAUUUUUGUCACUAAACUGUUAACUUUUGGCCACGACUAAGUUUUGAGAAUGACAAAUAUUAAUUUUCACAAAGUUUGCUUUCUAACUUCUAACUUCUUUAGAUAUUUGUCAGAUGUUACUAUGGAAUACUGAAGUAUAAUUACAAGCAUUUCAUAAGUGUCAAAGGCUUUUAUUGACAAUUACAUGAAGUUGAUGCAGAGAGUCAAUAUUUGCAGUGUUGACCCUUCUUUUUCAAGACCUCUGCAAUUCGCCCUGGCAUGCUGUCAAUUAACUUCUGGGCCACAUCCUGACUGAUGGCAGCCCAUUCUUGCAUAAUCAAUGCUUGGAGUUUGUCGGAAUUUGUGGGGUUUUGUUUGUCCACCUGCCUCUUGAGGAUUGACCACAAGUUCUCAAUGGGAUUAAGGUCUGGGGAGUUUCUUGGCCAUGGACCCAAAAUAUUGAUGUUUUGUCAAAAUUAUGAGUGAGCCCUCUCCCUUGGCUGAGAAGCAACCCCACACAUGAAUGGUCUCAGGAUGCUUUACUGUUGGCAUGACACAGGACUGAAGGUAGCGCUCACCUUGUCUUCUCCGGACAAGCUUUUUUCCGGAUGCCCCAAACAACAAUCGGAAAGGGGAUUCAUCAGAGAAAAUGACUUUACCCCAGUCCUCAGCAGUCCAAUCCCUGUACCUUUUGCAGAAUAUCAGUCUGUCCCUGAUGUUCUUCCUGGAGAGAAGUGGCUUCUUUGCUGCCCUUCUUGACACCAGGCCAUCCUCCAAAAGUAUUUGCCUCACUGUGCGUGCAGAUGCACUCAUACCUGCCUGUUGCCAUUCCUGAGCAAGCUCUGUACUGGUGGUGCCCCAAUCCCGCAGCUGAAUCAACUUUAGGAGACGGUCCCGGAGCUUGCUGGACUUUCAUGGGCGCCCUGAAGCCUUCUUCACAACAAUUGAACCGCUCUCCUUGAAGUUCUUGAUGAUCCGAUAAAUGGUUGAUUUAGGUGCAAUCUUACGGGCAGCAAUAUCCUUGCAUGUGAAGCCCUUUUUGUGCAAAGCAAUGAUGACGGCACGUGUUUCCUUCCAGGUAACCAUGGUUGACUGAGGAAGAACAAUGAUUCCAAGCACCACCCUCCUUUUGAAGCUUCCACUCUGUUAUUCAAACUCGAUCAGCAUGACAGAGUGAUCUCCAGCCUUGCCCUCGUCAACACUCACACCUGUGUUAACGAGAGGAUCACUGACAUGUCAGCUGGUCCUUUUGUGACAGGGCUGAAAUGCAGUGGAAAUGUUUUUUGGGGGGAUUCAGUUUAUUUGCAUGGCAAAGAGGGGCUUUGCAAUUCAUCUGAUCACUCUUCAUAACAUUCUGGAGUAUAUGCAAAUUGCCAUCAUGCAAACUGAGGCAGCAGACUUUGAAAAUGAAUAUUUGUCAUUCUCAAAACUUUUGGCCACAACUGUAUAUACUUCCUUUCAUUUUUUUAACUGGUCCUGGGGGGACCUUCAGAGGAGUCUUGUGAGGCCCAUGUUCGUGAGAGUCUCACCUUUUCACAGAAUGGUCAUAUUUGUGUGUAGUCCAAAUGGGCGUUUGUUGAUUACUAAUGAGGCAUUUGUUAGUUAUUGAAGAGGGCGCUGAUGUUGUGGCAAAAAAUCUGUCACGGAAACCUCUACCCAUGUAGCUUGUGUGAUCUUGUUAAUUAACAUCUAUCAUAUUAUAUUGCUUUUUUUGUCUCAAUCCAUGUAAAGCUUUGUUUUUUGGUUAAAUUAAAGUUCUUUGUUUCUUGAA